AUGGCGGGCCCUUACUUGAACCUGGAGCCAGGAGAUUUCCACUAUGUCGUGGGCGAGUAUAAUUUCCUCGUUGUGUGGCGCCUCUGCCUUCCCGAAUGGCUCUUUUCGUGGCUUAAGUUGAGUCCUUUCAGCCAUGCUGCCUUUCGAAUCCGGUCCAGUGACCGCUUAUUCGAAUUGGGUGAGAAGACAGUCGAAGAAGCGGAGAACUGGCCGGGAAGCGAUGAUGUGUCUACUGUAUACGAAAUGCUCGUGGAUAACAUGGUUGACGAGCGAUCCAGAGACAGCAAGACUGAGGUGAGUGCUGAGAUGGCUGGUCAGAUCCUCGCUGCGACCGAGACGACCUCCUCAGCUCUCGCAUUCAUCUUUUACUAUCUUGCUAGCACACCUAGUCUGGUAGAAGCUCUAUAUACGGAGCUCCAGUCGGUAGAAGGUUACAAUGGCCUUGAGAACCUGAAGCUGCUCAAUGCCUGCAUCACUGAGGGCCUUCGUUUUCGCCCACCAGUUGCUCUAACUGGCAGUCGCGUCGUACCGCCGGGAGGGUUAAACGUUUUGGGAUAUUACCUACCAGCCGGAACCGUUGUGACCACACAAUCACUCUCACUUAGCCGACAGAGGCCAGACCUAUUCCCCAACUACGAUGAGUUCGACCCGUUGCGCUGGCUAGACACCGAUUCAGCGGUAAUCACUGAGCGUCGGCGUUACCUUGCGCCUUUCGGCCUGGGUGCUCGUCGUUGCCCAGGCGGGAAUAUGGCAUCUUACCAGAUGCGCAUGAUCUUGGCUGCUGUCAUCCGCGUGUUCCGUCUGUCAGUCGCACCCGAGACCACGCCUUUGUCAAUGGCACCAUUUGAAGCAAACGGUUUCCGUUCGCGCCAGGACGCGUGUAAUCUGAUUUUCAUACCACGGGAUCUAGACCCGCAACCUGGGCCUAGAGGAUGUGAAUGCGGCCCCAAGUGUGAUUGCAUCGAGUGUCAUUGCGUUCAUUACGAGGAGCAUUAG
Fusarium subglutinans is the source of this 996-nucleotide messenger RNA. RefSeq names its product cytochrome p450 monooxygenase. NCBI's taxonomy places the organism in Eukaryota, Fungi, Ascomycota, Sordariomycetes, Hypocreales, Nectriaceae. The record is from RefSeq and is a predicted model, not a curated record. The transcript has a single exon. Gene Ontology annotation, molecular function: monooxygenase activity; iron ion binding; oxidoreductase activity, acting on paired donors, with incorporation or reduction of molecular oxygen. Bases 1 to 996 code for a protein of 331 amino acids.